Messenger RNA from Vigna radiata var. radiata (mung bean), 330 nucleotides. RefSeq lists its product as uncharacterized. The transcript has a single exon. Lineage: Eukaryota; Viridiplantae; Streptophyta; Magnoliopsida; Fabales; Fabaceae. Bases 1 to 330 code for a protein of 109 amino acids. The record is from RefSeq and is a predicted model, not a curated record.
AUGCAGUUACAUGCAUAUGACUCAUCUAGGAGCUAUAAAGAGAAGGUGAAAUUUUAUCAUGAUAAAAAGCUGAUAAAGAGAGUCUUCACUCUAGGACAGCAGGUGCUAUUAUUUAAUUCACGGUUGAAGUUAUUUCCUGGGAAGUUGAAAUCAAAAUGGUCGGGACCUUUUGUGAUAAAGCGUGUAUACCCAAACAGAGCUGUGGAAUUGGAGACUUCAGAUAAGGAUAAUCAGCAGAGAAGUUGGGUGGUAAAUGGUCAGAGGCUCAAACAUUAUUUGGGAGGAGAAGUGGAGCAAUUCUCCAUGGUACUGAUGUUGGUGGAUCCAUGA